Suncus etruscus (white-toothed pygmy shrew) is the source of this 6558-nucleotide messenger RNA. RefSeq names its product microtubule associated scaffold protein 2 (gene MTUS2). The transcript has 16 exons. The record is from RefSeq and is a predicted model, not a curated record. Bases 495 to 4586 code for a protein of 1363 amino acids. Lineage: Eukaryota; Metazoa; Chordata; Mammalia; Eulipotyphla; Soricidae. Gene Ontology annotation, molecular function: microtubule binding. Gene Ontology annotation, cellular component: nucleus; cytoplasm.
AGGUUUCCACACCAGGAUUGUCAACAAGGGCAAGUUGUUACCAAUGGAAAUAACAUUUGUUUUCUGGGGGUCAUGCUGACUAGAAGCCAAAAAGAAGAGAAUCCAACUUCAUUCAGGAGGAUAUAGUUAAAGGGGUUUAGGUGUUCACUUUGACUUGCAAAGAUGAUGGAAGGAAGACAUGUCUACCCUGGAAUCAUUCAGCUCAAGUGUGCAGUUGCAUUUCCUCUCAGUGCCAGAACCAGGAAGGUCUCAUGGAUUAAUGGAAUCUUUCUGUAGGAAUCUAACAGAGAAUUUAGCCUGCUGGUAUGUCAAGACAAUGCAUAGGUUGAAAACCAUUUUGAAAAUGAAAACAGCAUUCUUGCCAUGUGACAUUGUGAGGAGGCAAAAGGCAGCUUGAGAAUUUCCUUUAGAGCACAUUGCAACUUGAAGGAAGCUUCUUUUUCUCUGAAAAACAGAAUUUCAGAGCAUAGAGAGACUCCACUGAAUGUUGAACAAUGAGUAUCCCAGAUGCUUCCAAAAAAUGUUAUACUCAGUUUCAGGACAAAAGAAAUGGAGCAAAAAAUGAUAACGAGAACCUCCUAAGUCUGGGGGACACAAAUGCCAAUCAGAUCAUGCUUGAUGGCUCUUCUCAUGUUAAAUCUGAUGCAAACAACCUAACUGAUGAGACUGGAAAUGCAAACUCAAUUGAGCCUCAUAGCAGAACUCUCUUUAACAAGGAAUUUCCCCAACAUCAGUGCUUUGGAAAAGGACCUUUUGCUGGGCCCACUGGCCUGAAGGAUUCUACAUUUGCACCAACUUGUCAAGAACACAAUGAAAAGCACAUGGUAGAGAGAAGCACAGACAUUCUGCAAACAUCUCAGAGUAGUCAGGCACUGAGUCUGUCAAGCUGGAGGAAUCUUAUGGAGGGAGAUAGUUCAGAAGUUUUAACCAAGUGUAAUGCUGACAUUCCCCAGCAUCUUCCCAAAGACAAAUUGGCCAAGACCCUUGACAAUGAAGAACUAAGAAGACGUUCUUUGGAAAGAUCAAGCUGCUCUGCUAUUGUUGGGGACACGCUUCUGAGCGAGUAUGUUGGGAACCUGGGCCACCAGCUUCUACCUCCUCCACCGUUAGAGUCCCUUCAAGCUCUGCAUCCUGUGCCCAGUGAAGGGGACGAACUUCAGAAGAUAUGGCCAGCUUUUUCUCUAGAGACAGACUUGCAUCCAGCUGACAGUAACUCCGAGGGAAAGAGUGUAUGUAAACCUAAAGCACCUACCUCAGAAACCAAGGAUACUGGCACAUUAGAGGCACAGAAAGAGGGGGCAUGUGUCUCAAAGGUUGGCAAUGAAAGCACACUGGGUUCUGCCUAUCCAGAGCCAGAUCUGAAUUCAGUUUGGGUCUUGAAGGAAAGCCCAAGUCAACCAGAAGCACAAAUAGGGCUGGGAAAGGCAGAGUCCAUGUUGGAGAGGAAAUGGGUCCCAUCAAGAGUCAUGAAGGGAUUGAGGCCGGCCCAGGUGGAAUGUCUUGAGGAGGAGGAUAUGUUGCUUCAUGAGAGAAAGAUGCCAAAUGGAGCAGCACACCAAGAAGCCACAGCCAGGGGAAUGCAAAGUGCUCCUGCACAUACUGUGCUACCCCAUCUAGGCACAGGAAAAGGAAGAAAUGAAUCGGGAAAGAGAGUGGCUCAAGGCACCAGUGAAGAAGAGACUCUUCAAACCAGUCCCAAACAGAAUGCUGCUUUCUUGGUUGCUGCUGCUGAUCAGCCCCUAAGCAUUAUUACACAAAGCACAGCUAAAAAGUGGAGUGAAAUAGAAUCCAGCAGCAUUACUACAAGUAAUGGUGGUGUAACUUCUCUUUCUACUAACUCAGCAGAUGGAACAUGUCUGGAUGUUGAAGAAGGAGGGAGUGAGAAUAUGGCUCCCAUUUCAGAUCCUCCUGUUGGAACCUGCAAAACUGGAGUUUCAGAACCCCAUGACUGUCUAAGUAACAUCAUAGAAGCAGAGGAAAACAAAGAUAUGGUUUCAUCAGCCUCUCAACAUCAAAACUUUCUAGAAACUCCAGCUAAGACUGAAAGGACCCCAGAAAGGGCAAAUCCUAUUCUUGUUGUCCCAGGACCCCUCCACACAGAGAUAACUGUGAAUGUAACCCCUCAGCCUGCACUUGCCAGCUGCAGUUCUCAGAACUUUGGUAUGUUGGGUGUGGACAUGGGAUCACCUGUGGUUGCUACAUUUCCCACAGACUCUACACAGCUGUUGACCACAUCCAUGAAAGUGCCUGAGCAGAAUGCCCACCAUGGUGAGCUCCCCAAACCUGUCUCCACACAUCCUGAAGGCACGUCUUCCUUCUCUGAGGGAAUGGAAAACCAUCAAGCUGAAAGGACAGAUCCAAAACCUAUCAUUAUGCCUAAGCCCAAGUAUGUGAGACCCAAGAUCAUCACUUAUAUUAGGAGGAAUCCACAGACCGUAGGCCAGUCAGACACUUCUGUGGGCAUCGUGCCAGUGGGUCUUCCUUAUGACUCAGCUACAUGUAGCAUGCCUUUCCCCAAGGAGGAGAAGCCUGCAGGAGAUGACCUGAAGACAUCUGCCAACCUCUGUGAGAAAUUAAAGCCAGAGUUGCAGAAGCCAAGGGUAUUUGGUUCUGGAUUGAUGGUAUCUGGUAUCAAACCCCCAGGACACCAUCUCAGUCAAAUAAGUGAAAAGUUCUUACAGGAGGUUACAGAACGCCCAGGAAAAGAUGAAUAUUGCUCUCCUUCCUAUACUCGUUAUGAAGUUCCUCCAACUUUUUACCGAUCAGCCAUGCUCCUUAAGCCUCAGCUGGGAUUGGGUGCCAUGUCUCGUUUACCAUCUGCAAAGAGCAGAAUUCUAAUCUCAAGUCAAAGAUCUUCGACUAGUGCCAUCCACCCACCAAGACCCAUCACAUCUGCAGCAAGUCUCUACAAUUCUGAUUCGACAGCAGAUUUAAAGAAGUCUUCCUGUUCAAAUGCUGUAAAAGCUAAUCUACCAAAAUCAGGACUUCGUCCUCCUGGAUACUCGAGGCUUCCUACUGCAAAAUUGGCAGCAUUUGGGUUUGUCAGGAGCUCCAGUGUGUCAUCUGUGUCCAGCACUCAGUCUACAGACAGCAUGCAGCCUGAACAAGGCAGGAUCAACCGUUCAACCUUUGGAAAUGAAGACCAGCCUUCGCUGAAGGCAUCUCUACCUUCCAAAGAUACACCCAAGGGAGGUAGUAGAUUGACUCCUCAAGCAUCCUCCAAUUUAACAGCACCAUGCAGAAGUUUGCUGCCAGCUCCAAAAUCCAUGUCCACAUCUGCUGGAACCAAGAAAGAAGUCCAGAAGGAUCAAGAUACUAAUAAAGCUGCCACUUCUUCUCCUAAAAGAAUAAUGACUGCAUCGACCAAGCUCCAGUCACCAGGCUACCCCAAGCAGAGAACCACAGCUCCCCGGAAUGGGUUUUCCCCCAAACCAGAUCUACAGGCACGUGAAGCAGAGCGGCAGCUGGUCCAGAGGCUGAAGGAGCGCUGUGAGCAGCAGGCUCGGCAGCUGAGUCUGGUCAAAGGGGAGUUAAAGAAGACCAUUCGUGGCUUCGAGGCAUUCGCUGUAUCCACUCAGCACUUCUUUGGAAAGAGUGAAAGUGCUGUCGCAAAAGGAAAAGAGCUGUCAAUUGAACUUGCAAGCAUCAGGGAUGAAGUUGCCUUCAGUUCUGCCAAGUGCGAGAAACUACAAAAGGAGAAGGAGGAGCUGGAGCUGCGGUUCGAGGAGGAGGUGAGACGGCUGGGCUGGCAACAGCAGGCGGAGCUGCAAGAGCUGGAGGAGCGGCUGCAGCUGCAGUUCCAGGCAGAGCUGGCACGCCUGGGCGAGGAGCAUGGGGCCCAGCUGCUGCGGAUCCGGGGCCAGCACCAGCGGCAGGUGGAAGACAUCACUGGUAGCCACGAGGCUGCUCUUCUAGAGAUGGAAAAUAACCACACAGUCACCAUCACCAUCCUGCAGGAUGAUCAUGACCACAAAGUCCAAGAACUGAUGUCUGCCCAUGAGCUUGAAAAGAAAGAACUGGAGGAAAGUUUUGAAAAGCUGCGGUUGUCAUUGCAGGACCAGGUGGACACGCUGACCUUCCAGAGCGAAUGUUUGCGGGACCGAGCAAGGCGCUUUGAAGAGGCUCUGAGGAAGAACACUGAAGAGCAGCUGGAGAUUGCAUUGGCACCCUACCAGCACUUGGAAGAAGACAUGAAGAGUCUGAAGCAGGUAUUAGAGAUGAAGAAUCAGCAAAUACACCAGCAGGAAAAGAGGAUUAUUGAGCUGGAAAAGCUGGCUGAGAAGAACAUUAUCCUGGAGGAAAAGAUCCAAGUGCUGCAGCAGCAGAAUGAAGAUCUCAAGGCAAGGAUUGACCAGAACACUGUUGUCACCAGACAACUUUCUGAGGAAAAUGCUAAUCUCCAGGAAUAUGUGGAAAAAGAAACCCAGGAAAAGAAGAGACUGAGCCGGACCAACGAAGAGCUGCUUUGGAAGCUCCAAACUGGAGACCCAACCAGUCCCAUUAAACUCUCUCCCACGUCUCCAGUUUACCGGGGCUCCUCCUCAGGGCCCUCGUCUCCAGCCAGAGUCAGCACGACGCCCAGAUGACGACGCCACUGCUAGCCUAAAGGAGUUGCGGCUCCUCCAGCUCCAGCCGGCCCUGCAGUCGUUGUCAGUCUCCAGGAGACAGACUGGGGCAGGCCGGGCCCGCGCGCAUGCUCAGUAGCUGCAGAGCCACCUCCCGGGCGGAGUCCUUCCUGGUCCCUGUCCUAGACUGUUCUGAUGUUGGUUGGCACUUAGGAGAGUAACAGUAGUGUCUGGAGUGCAAACGCUUGGCUGUAGAUAGUCAAAAGCAAAAGCAAAAACAAAAAACCGAAACCCCACUUGUUCUUGAGCAAUGAACUUUCACUGCAGAAUUUCAGGUUAGUUACAAAGAGCUCAGUUUUAAGUCUACAUUGAAUAAUUUAUUGUGUACUGCACCGCUGUGUGUGUAUCAUUGGAUAGACGCACGCGGCCGAUCGGAAUUGCAUUUUUUUAUACCAUGAGGUGCUGACAUUAUUUUGGUAAAGGUCAGCAUUUUUUUCUAACUUGUGCCUACGAAUUAUUGGGAAAUGAAAAUGCACUUCUAUCUAGCUUCCCAGGAAUAUUUCUACCCAAAAUAGAAAAAAUGUUUAAAAAAAAAAAAGCAAACAAAAAAGAAGCGCCUUUCAACCUGCCACCAACUGGUGGUACUCUAUUUAACACAAGCACCAGCGAUUUGUGAACAGUAACUGUCUUUGGAACAAUCAACUUCUUAGUCAACAUGAUGUGAGGUCACUAUUAUUCCAUUUGCAAGUUUUAAUUAUUAAUAAUCCUGUCAUGAACAGAUAAGAGAGCAGUGGGGAGCCUAAAGGGCAGUAGUUUUGCAGAUGCUCCUCACAUCAGUGAAUCGUCUAUAAUCUCGUAAACAGAAAUUUUGCUUUUUUUCCUAAAAGGCAUAUUGGGAUCCAUCAUUAAGAGCACCUCAGAAAACCAUGGACAAGCAUGACCUUAGAGGGAAGAUAAGGGACCCAGGGGGUUGGCCAAGUCCAUGGGUGCUAGCUCCACAUUCAAGAAAGAAAAUUGAUGAGGGUCUGGAUUUUGAGCAGUCUGGCAGCAUUUUCCACUUGGUCUGCUCUGAUGUGGCACUGUAAAUGGUAAAACCAUCAAAACCACAACCCAACCUCUCCAUGCCACAAGUACCACCCCCCUUUACUUUGGUUCUGUAACUCAAGCUCAUCCUUAUGUAUUGAGAUAACUCAGGGGUUCUAGCAGGCGCUUCUAGAACAACUUCUUGCAUGGUUCUGAGCUGUGUAAGACCAUCAUAUGCCCUCUCAGAAAACCAGGCCUAUUUUUCUGAUGGAUAAGCAAGCAGUGCGUGCCACAGCAAACAGGGGUCCUGCAGACCCAGGAGAGGCUCUACACGGGGAGUCCAGUGAAACAACCCCCCAAGCAGUCUUGGCUAGCGGGCUAAGCUUGUGAGUGAAAUGGUAGAAUUAGGAUGUAAAAGGUUUUCCUAUAGUGCUGUGGCUGAGUAGGAGCAUGAAACCCACAAAGAAAAAGUAGUCUUAACAAUUAAUAAUGUGGAUGGUCCCGAUGCUGUUGUUUCCUGUUUAUGACAAAGACUCUGCACUUUGCCCCCACGGCCCUUUGAAAUGACCCUGCGCUGGGCUGCUUUGGAGCAAACUCAAAGAAGGGCAAAGCACACGGGAUGCUCUGUGUGCCAGAGGUGAGGCAAAGGACUGAGACGCCCAGCAGUGGCUCACUGGGGAUGGAUGUGACCACUCGGCUGAUGAGUCAGUGCCACCCUCCAAUCUCAGGUGCAUCUCAGCCCUAGCAUCCUCCUCCAGGGUCUUUGCCAGACAUACACAAUAGACACACAUUGAAGAAACAUGUUUAUUUCUUUCUUAUUUUUGUUUUUCUUUAGAGGCUCUGCAUGAUGCUAUGGUCCCAAGCUGAGCAUUUCAUUAGAUUAGAUCAUGCCACGUUGACUAAACACACGAUUAGUUAUUCUCUUAGCAGCCCUCCCCCCAACCCUGUAAACCUGAGUAGGGACAACAGC